UCUGCUCCCUUGGACCUUUUAGGAGCCCUUUUUAGAAAAACUCCAGUACUACAGAAGUAAAACAAUGUCCAAAGAAUGUGAUUUACAUAAGAAAGAGAAAGUGUCAACCAUUUGCAACCUACUAUAUCAGGCACCACCAGGUGAAUUUAGUAAUGUAUUUGAAGAUCUCCGUACUCUGGUCCAGGAUGAUGAGCUGAUGAGGCAGGAGGUUGCCCAGGUCUGUGCCCAUCACAAUAAGAACAACUUCACCUCAGUUAGAAUAGAAGGAAGAAAUAUACUGGUAACUCGCUAUAAUGACUUGGGAGGAAAUCGCUUCUUUGACCCUCAAAACAAAUUUUCUUUCAAAUUUGAUCACCUGAGUGAAACAGCAAGCAAAUUUCAGCUUCAUGGUGUUCUGCUAGAUGAGACAGAGUUAUGGAGAAGAGCCCUCAAUAGUGCUUUAAAGGCAUAUGUGAGCAGUUACUUUCCUUCAGGGGACUGCAGUGUGUUUAGAAAAACUUUGAAGAAUAGGCAGAUAUUUGUGGUUUGCAUUGUAGGUCACGAGUACAAAGCCCUGGGUUUCUGGAAUACCAUUUGGAAAUCGGAAUGGACUUUUGCCCUAUCUCCAGUUAUUACACAGGUCACAGGAAUCUAUCAUUUGCAAAUACACUACUUUAAUUAUGCUAAUCUUCACAUGACAGUGAGUAAGACAACUGAAGAAGUCUUGCAUGUUAUAGACCAAGCACAGUUGGCCAUGGAUUUUGUGAAACUCAUAGAAGCUGAAGAUAACAAUUUUCAGGUUGCCUUGAUAGAAAACUUACAAGCCUUGUCAGAAGAAACAUGGGGAAAAACUGUACGAAGACGACUACCAGUCACUAACACUGUCAUGAACUGGAAUAAGUUACUGACCAACCAGAACCUAGGGACCGGCAUUUCUAAAUGCAGAAUUUGAGUAAAUGUCUAGACCAAACAAAGCUAAUGAUUAUUGUGGAGAGCAGAUUUAUUUCUGGUUAAUUUAGGCAAAUUUAGACUUCUGUCACUAGAUCACCACUUUGAAUUUAAUCCAAGUCAGUAGUCACUAAAAGUUGUUAACAUUUGAGGGGUUUGUUACCUUCUGAAGCAACUGGUAUGGGCCAGUACUGGUGGUGAUUUGAUCUGGUGUGUAAAGUGUGAGAUUUCUGUGUUCUUAUCUUCAGUAGUAAGUUCACUUUACCUGGAAAUAAGUUCAUUUCACUCUAUAUUUAGCAUUCAUUAUGGGAAAAUGUAUGAAGCCACUGUUCUAACAGUAUUAAAGGGCAAACACCGACUGUUCAGAUAGCAUUGAAACAUAGGACAUUCAGUCUUCAAGUUAUAUAUGUCAAUGUUUUUCUAUAUUAUAAUCUUAUAAACUGAGACAUGAAAAUGGGGGGAAUACAUAUGGUUGUUGGCAUUAAUGUCAGGGCCCACCAGUGAUGUGACCUACGAGCAAAAGAAGAAACUUACAGUAGCUGUCAUCCUAGUGUAGCAAAAUUAAUGAAACAGCCAUUCCCCUCUCCUAGUUUUGACAGUUGAAUAAAAAGUAAAUUAAAGUAAAGUAAAAUUUCA
Messenger RNA from Gavialis gangeticus (Gharial), 1563 nucleotides. RefSeq names its product capping actin protein of muscle Z-line alpha subunit 3 (gene CAPZA3). Gene Ontology annotation, molecular function: actin filament binding. Gene Ontology annotation, cellular component: F-actin capping protein complex; actin cortical patch. The coding region runs from base 65 to 931 and encodes 288 amino acids. Gene Ontology annotation, biological process: barbed-end actin filament capping; actin cytoskeleton organization. The transcript has 2 exons. The record is from RefSeq and is a predicted model, not a curated record. Lineage: Eukaryota; Metazoa; Chordata; Crocodylia; Gavialidae.